Pelodiscus sinensis (Chinese soft-shelled turtle) is the source of this 1609-nucleotide messenger RNA. RefSeq names its product methyltransferase 15, mitochondrial 12S rRNA N4-cytidine (gene METTL15). NCBI's taxonomy places the organism in Eukaryota, Metazoa, Chordata, Testudines, Trionychidae. Gene Ontology annotation, molecular function: rRNA (cytosine-N4-)-methyltransferase activity. The record is from RefSeq and is a predicted model, not a curated record. Gene Ontology annotation, biological process: rRNA base methylation.
AGGCCUGGGGCGGGAGUGGAAGGGGGGAGGAUGGGCCACGCCAGGCCACUGGGGAAACGUGCUUCGCGACUUUCUGCUUAGUGCGCUUGUUCGUGCGGGCUGUGAGCCCGUGAGACCGCGGAAUAUAACGCCGAGAACCCCCCUCGGGGUCCUCUGAUCUGCCUGGGGGUGGGCGGCAGCGGGCAGGUGUCCUACCGGGCGGGCCUGCAGUCCUAGAUUGCAGGAGAAAAGCAUCGUGCGCAAAGGGGCUGGCCUAACGACAGUAUGGCGCUGUUUCGAUAUUUAUGCCAAGUCUACAAACAAUUGCUUCCAUCCCGUUUAGAAACUAGCUCAAUGAAUGUAAACAUUUGGGCCAAAAAGAUACAUUCUUCAGCAAAAAGGCUGGAAGUAACUUAUGAAUAUGAAGUUAAAGAACAAACAAUGCAUAACCAUGAAGUUCAGAAGUUACAUCUAAGUGCAGAUAAUGAAGACUGUAGAAGACCACACAUACCAGUGAUGGUGAAAGAAGUUGUUAAUUUUUUAUCACCCCAGCCAGGGCAGCAUAUGCUUGAUAUGACGUUUGGAGCAGGAGGUCAUACUGCAGCCCUUCUACAGAAAGUAACUGAUAUUACAAUAUAUGCACUAGACAGAGACCCAGCAGCUUAUAAAAUAGCUCAGCAACUUUCGGAAUCAUAUCCGAAACAGAUUCAGGCUCUUCUAGGACAGUUCAGCCAAGCAGAAACUCUGUUAAUCUCAGCUGGAGUAGAGCCAGGGACACUAGAUGGAGUUCUUUUGGAUGCUGGGUGUUCCUCUAUGCAGCUUGAUACUCCUGAAAGAGGUUUUUCCCUGAAAAAGGAUGGCCCUUUGGAUAUGAGGAUGGAUAGCGGCAGGUACCCUGACAUGCCCACCGCUGCUGAUGUUGUGAAUGCUUUAGAUCAACAGGCGCUUGCGUCCAUCCUGAGAACAUACGGGGAGGAGAGGCACGCCAAGAAAAUAGCUUCAGCACUCGUUCAGGCACGCAGCAUCUACCCCAUCACCAGAACUCAGCAGCUUGCCAGCAUUGUUGCAGGAGCUUUUCCAGCUGGAGCUUUGUAUGCCCGAAAAGACUUACUUCAGAGACCCACACAUGUUGCCACCAAAACUUUCCAAGCCUUGCGUAUAUAUGUGAAUGAUGAGCUCCAUGAACUCUAUGUGGGUUUGAAGAUAGCUGAGAAGUUUCUGAAACCUGGAGGUCGACUUGUAGCGCUUUCUUUUCAUUCAUUAGAGGAUCGUAUCAUCAAACGAUUCCUUCAAGGAAGAGAUGUUUCGGAAAAGUCCAAUCUUAACAUAAGACAAAAGAUAAGAGAAGGACAAAAGAAAUAUUCAGAACAAGAUGUGGAAGAAUUCUCCAGUGAAAAAUCCAACUCUAGAUGGACAUCUAUUCAGAAAAAAGUCCUUACUCCACAGGCUGCAGAUAUUCAAGAGAACCCAAGAGGACGGUCUGCCAAACUAAGAGCUGCAAUCAAACUGUGAAAUAGAAUGAAAAUAAAAUUGUCUGCUAUUCUCUUUAUAUUUGAUGCUUUUGUAAAUUUUAAUCUUUCAGGCAAUAUAAAGAUGUUCAAAUUGAAAAAUAAAGGAAAGAAAAAAUAGA